Messenger RNA from Cyprinus carpio (common carp), 3200 nucleotides. Its product is annotated as RNA-binding protein MEX3B-like. Gene Ontology annotation, molecular function: RNA binding. The record is from RefSeq and is a predicted model, not a curated record. NCBI's taxonomy places the organism in Eukaryota, Metazoa, Chordata, Actinopteri, Cypriniformes, Cyprinidae.
UAGUGCCGCGUCUGGCUGCAGCGAGUCAGACAGCGAACAGAAACGAGCUGCAAGGGAGGGGUGCGCACACACACACGAACGGGGAAUAUUGCCACCGCCGGCAUUCCAGUCUCCGGGAAUAACACUUAUUCCACACUUCGGGAUUGCACUGAUUUUUUUAUUACUGUUAUCUGGACACGAGGAACCAGGACGCGCAUUGAAUCCGCACCCGUGGAGCUUUUUAACCCAGCCGUUCCCAGCUCAAUCCCACCCUCCUCCUGUAAGUUUUCCCUCUUUGUUUCCAGACCCAUCCAAGAUGCCUAGUUCGCUGUUCGCCGACAUGGAGCGGAGCGGCAGCGGCGGGCAGGGGGACGCCCUGGAUGACCAAAGAGCCCUGCAGAUCGCCCUGGACCAGCUCUCGCUGCUCGGACUGGAUAACGAUGAAAAUUCCCUGUAUGACAACGAGCCCAGGAAAAAGAGCGUGAACAUGACCGAGUGCGUUCCCGUUCCCAGCUCCGAGCAUGUUGCUGAAAUCGUCGGCAGACAAGGUUGCAAAAUUAAAGCCCUACGAGCAAAGACCAAUACGUAUAUCAAAACUCCGGUGCGGGGAGAGGAGCCAGUCUUUGUUGUGACAGGCAGGCGAGAGGAUGUAGCCAUGGCUCGGAGGGAGAUCAUCUCAGCGGCAGAGCACUUCUCCAUGAUCCGAGCCUCGCGGAACAAAAACAGCAGCCUGAAUGGGAAUGCCACGGUGCCGGGGCCGCCCAACCUGCCCGGUCAGACCACCAUUCAGGUGCGUGUGCCCUAUCGCGUUGUGGGACUGGUGGUCGGACCCAAGGGGGCCACCAUCAAGCGCAUCCAGCAGCAGACGCACACCUACAUCGUCACGCCCAGCCGGGACAAAGAGCCCGUGUUCGAGGUGACGGGCAUGCCAGAGAACGUGGACCGGGCCAGGGAGGAGAUCGAAGCACACAUCGCCAUGCGCACGGGUGGCCUGAUCGAGUUCACAGACGAGAACGACUUCCACGCCAACGGCACUGACGUGGGCUUCGACCUGCACGGGAACGCCAGCCUGUGGAGCAAGCCGAGCUCCAGCGCCACGCCCACCUCGGGUCGCAAGCCUUUUUCCAACUACCGCAACGACAGCUCCAGCUCUCUGGGGAGUGCCUCUACCGACUCGUAUUUUGGCGGCAACAACAGCAGCUCCCGGCUUGCUGAUUACAGCCCACCAAGCCCCGCCCUCAGCUACACUGCCUCCAGCAACGGCAACAACAACAACAACAACAACAACAUCAACAUGAACGCCAACGGCAAUGGAUUUGUCUACGGCGGCGAGACAAUCUCGCCCGAUUGCACUGAUCUGACCUUCGAUCCGUCGCCGGGAUUCGACCCCACUCCGGCGCCGCCGGGCCUGAUGUGGUCACAGUAUGAGCGUGCUGCCAAUGGCACUUCGGCCUCGUCGCCCGUUUUCCCCACCAGUUCUUCCACAAACGCCAACGGGCUGCUGGCGAGCCAGCGUAGAGCCAACGGGGUGGGAUGCACCAGCCAGCCCAGGCUGUCCCCGCCACUCCACCAAACCAAUGGCGUGGCAGAGCACCCAUUGGCGCGCCGGGUGCGCAGCGACCCGGGCGGAGGCACCCUCAGCUUCCCCGGCUACUCCCCGGUGCUUCCGGGAUCCCAUCACCCUGGCGUUCCCUCCGACUCGUCCAUCUCCUCGUCCUCCUCGUCGUCCUCUUCAUCCUCAUCCGGGACGAGCCGCAAGGGCAGCCGGGACUGCUCGGUGUGCUUUGAAAGUGAGGUGAUCGCGGCCCUGGUGCCCUGCGGCCACAACCUGUUCUGCAUGGAGUGUGCCAACCGCAUCUGUGAUAGGAACGAGCCUAAAUGCCCCGUCUGUCAUGCUGCAGUUACUCAGGCUAUACGUAUAUUUUCAUAAAUGGUGGCCACGUGCCCUCCUUGACUUUCGUGAGAGCCUAAUAACGUGUGUUAUUGUACAUGUAUAUACAUAUGUAUGUAGAGCUGCAGUAUCCAAAAAGGGACAACCAUUUCUGGUGUAAUUGUCUAUAAUGUACUGUAGCUCGGGACAAAUAUUUUCAACAUCUAAUGCAUGUUUUAAAUAUUAAAACCUAGUAAUCAAUAGUUUUAGUCAACUGUACACAAGCAAGCGUUAAUGAAGUAAGGACAGGUACCGUAGUCAGUUCGUCGACUGUUAGCAUAAGCGGGCCUUUCGAUUCUGCUGAUCGAAUGUACUGGUAGCAGACCUGGAGUUCGGGGAAUCUGGACGGCUUCCUGUCUGACAGACAAACAAAGACUUACAGCGAUGGAGAUACUGCAGCUUACACAAUGGAACUCGUUUGAGGGAGAACAGCAACAUAUCCUACAUAUAUAUAAGUAUAUAUGUAUAGAUCAACCAUAAAUUCCACAAGUUUUAAAUAUUCAUUAAUACAGAUUGAAGUAUUUUAUUCUUUUUUGACUUGAAAGAUUAUAUUUCGUAUUGCAAAGAUGUUUACAGAUAUUUUAAUUUAAGUUCAGUGAACUUUUUUGUAGCUGGGUUCAAAUAUCUUUUUAUUUUUUAGUAUGGCCUCGCGGCAGUGAACACUGUAUUAUUUUAAUAUCACUCGAAAAGCGGAUGGCGAUUCAGACCACGAAAUGUGUUUUUGCAUCGGACAGUAUUCUGUUGGGUUGGAGGGUUUCUAAGUUCAGCAAAAAAUGUCUUUUAAAUCUGUUUCACCCAGCAUAUUUUCUAUUCAGUAAUAUAAAGCAUAUUUUAUUCUAUAUUAUUACGAAAUGUCGAAAUGUAUAAAACUUAGUACGAUCAGACAAAAAGGAACCGUUUAAGCUUUCUAAAAAUUUGUAUGAAUUAGAUUCCAGUGGGUAUCACAGAGUUCUGUUCUGUUGCGCCACUAUAGGUUUAGGAUUUCUAUUUUAAUACGUUUGUUUACCACUUGUUUAUGUAUAUGUAGGUGAAGUUACUUGAGUGUCUAUGUACUUUAUUGAGCAAAGUUUAAAAACAAAGUAUAUUUUAUUUUAUGAUAAAAGGCCUUUAACCUCAUGGUCAAAUACUAAUAUUAUAUUUGCUGAAACAAGAUUUGAAAAUGUAUCAAGAGUUUUAUUUUUCUGACAUUUAAAGUUCUACAUGAUAAAGUAAAACUUAAGUAAUGGUGCUACUUCAUGUUUUUUUUUUUUUUUAAGUAUUUCUAUAUAAGUCCAAUAAAAUGGUACAUGAA